AUGCACUUCACUGCCUUUCUUACCACAACCCUCGGCGCCCUGGUUGCGGCUGAUGGCACCACCAUUGUUCCCGAAUUUGCAGCCGAGUGGGCUACGGAUGUCACCAUCUUGCCAUAUGCCAGCACAGCUGCCAGCGUGGCUGGAAUAAAUGCGCUGUACACGACAUACCAAAUCAAAUGUUUGGACGACGCCCCCAAAGCAGAAUGCCAAAUUGAUACCCCGUGGACUCUCAUUGAGGGACCUGGAACCUACAGCUUGACUGGCGUCUAUACCCGUUGGGGUAGCGGCGACGUCGACCUUACUGCCACUCGGCAAAUCGACUGCACCUUCACUUCCAGCUCAUUGUCCGCGUCCUGCUCCGCUAGCUACAAAGCUACCGGUACAAUUGGGAGCAUUUCUUACUCGACUUCCACUUCCCUUUCCACGUCGCCUAUCCCGACAGACUCCAUUACCUACAUCGCUAUGCUUGUCACCGCGGGCGGCAAGUCUUUCACUGAACCGCAAGCCACGCAGACCCCCGGCGCCGCUUUCGCUGCUGCGAAGCCUUUGAUCACGGCCGCACCGCUGGGUGCUGUCGCCGCCGUGGCCAUCGCUGCGUUGUUCUGA
This is a messenger RNA of Penicillium lagena, 606 nucleotides long. RefSeq lists its product as uncharacterized. The transcript has a single exon. The record is from RefSeq and is a predicted model, not a curated record. Bases 1 to 606 code for a protein of 201 amino acids. NCBI's taxonomy places the organism in Eukaryota, Fungi, Ascomycota, Eurotiomycetes, Eurotiales, Aspergillaceae.